Messenger RNA from Knipowitschia caucasica, 600 nucleotides. The record is from the annotation of a GenBank genome assembly. NCBI's taxonomy places the organism in Eukaryota, Metazoa, Chordata, Actinopteri, Gobiiformes, Gobiidae.
AUGAGUCUUACCCCGCUGCACCAUGCCCUGCGUAGAGCCUUCCAGUCCGUGGAAAGGAACCAGAGGAUGUGGCGGUCGCUGCUGGAGGACUGUGAGCCUCUGGUAGUGUCUCUGGGGAAUGUGGGAGAGCAGUUUGUGGCUCUGUCUAAAGUGGAUCUGUCUCGGACACCGCUCAUUGGACUCCCGGGUCUGGAGCCGAAACUACGGUUCAAGCUCCACCACGCGGCGGACACUGUGAUGGGGAAACUUCAAGAGAAACUCCUGGCUCUUCAGUCUGUUCGGGAUGAGGUCAGCUCCCAGGUGGCUUCAGUGUUCCAGAUCCUGGACCAGGUCUUGGUCUCGGAGCAGGUUUCAGCUCUAACCGAGCGCUCUGCUGGAGCUCCAUCUGUGGCCGACAUGUUGGCGUGGCUCCAGGAUGCAGCCCGACACUACAGACAACAGUUCAUAAAGAGAAAGGCUCUGCUGCUGACUCUGAGACCAGAGGGUUUCUCUCAGAUGGAAUCAGCUCCAGAGAAUUGGAGGUCACUGACGUCUGUGAACACAGAGGACACCAUACACGACAUGUUGUGGAGAGUGUCCUUCUUCUUGGAGCCGCAGUGA